Acanthaster planci (crown-of-thorns starfish) is the source of this 3545-nucleotide messenger RNA. RefSeq lists its product as uncharacterized. Gene Ontology annotation, biological process: establishment or maintenance of epithelial cell apical/basal polarity; heterophilic cell-cell adhesion. Gene Ontology annotation, molecular function: calcium ion binding. Lineage: Eukaryota; Metazoa; Echinodermata; Asteroidea; Valvatida; Acanthasteridae. Gene Ontology annotation, cellular component: protein-containing complex; plasma membrane. The record is from RefSeq and is a predicted model, not a curated record.
GAGUAAGCAUUCCAAGAUGGUUACAAUCAGAGGAAUUGAAUCGCUUGUUUCACUAAUUGUAUGCAUCACUGCAACCAAAGCGAUGACCUGCAACCUUGGCCAGGAACCAGACUCAUCCUCUGGCACCAGUUACCUAUGGGUUAUCGACGCGGAUACGAGCUGUCAAUGCACCCGUUUCGUGUUAGGCGGGCUAAACACACACCCCGUCAAAAGGCCAUCUGUGAUGACCGCCAGUGGCUCUUCGCCGAAAAGCUUCGCCCGAGUAGCAAUUCGGGAAUGGCUGAAAUGUCCUGACCCAUGUUCGUCUACACCUUGUCAGCAUGGAGGUACAUGUGAGGCUGUUGGAGUAAGCUACAGCUGUCAUUGUCCUCCAGAAUACCAAGGCCCUAUCUGCCAAGACAAACACCCAUGUUUCUUUACACCAUGUCAACAUGGAGGCACAUGUGAACCGCAAGGCACCAAGUACUCCUGUCGAUGUUCACAUGAUUAUUACGGCAGGCUCUGCCAAGAGGAGAACCCUUGUCUGUCAGAUCCGUGCCAGAACAACGGCACAUGUGCGCCUGCUUCUACCGAGUCAAGGGUCACCUACACUUGUACUUGUCCACCCAAGUUCUAUGGAAAAGACUGCAGAGUGAGCGAUCCUUGUUUAUCACUUCCCUGCAAGAACAAUGGCUCUUGCAUUGCUAGCACAGGAGCAGACGAUGGAUUGUUUCCCCAGUACUACAGAUGCAUUUGCCCAGCGAAUAUCAUGGGAUACAAUUGCGACAUGAGCGACCCUUGUUUAUCGGCACCGUGUGACAAUGACGGCAAUUGCUCGUCGACUGAUGACUCAGGGGUUGCGAUCUACACGUGCCGAUGUACAGGCGAUAACUUCGGCGUCAACUGUGACCUACCCGACCCUUGUCUGUCCCAACCAUGUCAGAACAACGGCACGUGCACGACAGUCCCAACCGAUGCAGGGGUAGAAUUCGCAUGCAGCUGUGUGGAAGGGCAUUUUGGUCGUUCCUGUAACAUUCCUGAUCCCUGUCUGUCAACUCCGUGCCAUGACCGUGGUGAGUGUGCGUCCUACUCAAUGUCAUCGGGGGACGUGAGCUUCACAUGCACUUGUACCCCUGGUCACUUUGGUCCCGUCUGCGAUUUAAGUGACCCUUGUUUGUCCAACCCAUGUGGUAACCAUGGAGACUGCCAAACUUCUGCUGUUGGAUCGGAAGUGAAGUACAAAUGUAAAUGUUUCCCUGGGUUCUAUGGCAUCAACUGCAAUGUUCCCGACCCCUGUUUGUCAAAUCCAUGUCAGAAUAAUGGCACUUGUAGUUCUUCUCAGACGAAAUCAGGUGCCCGAUACAGUUGCAGUUGUCAACCUGAGUUCUUUGGUAUCCAAUGCGGCGAUGAUGGUUUCUGUCUGUCGUCACAGCCCUGCCUGAACGGUGGCACGUGUACUUCUACUGACCCUAAAUCCUACAUAUGCAGCUGUUUGCCCAAGUAUUUUGGUGGUGAAUGUCACAUCUCCGACCCGUGUUUGUCCAUUCCGUGCCUUAACAAUGGCACCUGUACCCCGUCGACGUCAGGGCUUGAUUUUACUUGCCGUUGUUCGUCUGAGUUCUUUGGCCCAACCUGUGCCCUGACAGGCCAAGAUGCGUUGCCUUCCUGCCAAGCGUAUGUUACCGCUAAUUUGUCAUUCGGAAGUGGAUUCUACAAGAUCAGACCGGAGUGUGGAGACACGUUAUUGACUGGCCCCGUGAAUGUGUAUUGUGACCAGGAAUCAAACGGUGGUGGAUGGAUGAGGCUGUACACUAUGUCGCCUACUUGCUCCUCGUACGAAAACAACGGACCCUGGACGACCGAGCUGAUCCAUUGCCUUUGGGUAAAUUCCAGUGCUAUCGGGAUUGCACUGACCCAAGCUUCGACUGACGCUCAAGAGUUUGGGGUUCUCAAAGGGAGCUUGUUGACCAAUCCGGUCUUCCCAGAGGCUGACGUCAUCGCCAACUUGGCCAAUUGCAAAACUCCGGAUGGCUCUGACUGGACUCAGAGAUACAGGGGUGGCUAUGUGUUGAUUGAGGGCGUCUUAAUUUCAGUUGGAGAGUGGGACGCCACGUUUGGAGGAUGCCAGCCAUCUAGUGAGGUGAGAAUGUCCGUGAUCUUUGAAGAGGAUUACGUUUCUGACGUCCGGGGAACUUACACGUUGGCAUGUGUCCAAGAAGACGGUCAUUGGAUUGCUGUCUCACAGUGGGACUGGAAAGACCUGCAGGGGAUUUGGAUCAAGCAGGCGACAGCUUCUUGACUGCGUGGACUCAACACACAUGAUACAUGCGUGUCAUGUAUUCUGGCUUUUGAGGAAAAUGUUAUUAGUAUUUAAUGUAAUAUUUAAUCAUUUGCCAGGUUCCUGGGAUUCCUCUGGUCUUUUUCUUUCACUUCAUUAUAUAUUUCAUUUAAAAAAUCAUAUUUGUAUAUUUCCCGAGCACAAAUGACGCCAUUGGUCGUAAGUAAUGAAUGAAUUUUUACCCUUAGGCAGCGUUCCUGCUCUUACAUUCCAAGAAAUUUCUAGUGUUUCAAGCAACUAAACGUUUGGAUUUAAAUGUUACAUCUUGGGGUUUCUGCCUUAAAAUUAUUGUGAACAUUUUGUUUAAGCUAUGCGUUGAUCAAAGAAACGGUAUUUCAUUUUCUGAAAUUUAUUUGUUUGUGCGGUCGGGUCGGGUGGGGGUGGGAUUUUAUACGGAUGAAUUUUGGAACAGUCUUUUUCAGAAAUAAAAAUCCAUUUUGUCCCCGUUUUUGUUGGGUUUCCCAUGAAGCAAACUGGACAAGGCAGAAACAAGCAGUUACCCCGUGGUUAUAUUACAGGGUCGUUUCAAAAUGGGUCAAAAAGCAGCAGUUCUUUAAAACCGAGACCAUUGAUCACGAUGAGGUGCAGGCUAGAGGACAGAGCAAGCCUGCGAAUAAUUACAUUCUAGUGCCGAGUAAGCUUUUUGUGAAAGGAAAACAAAUAUCGUAAUUCAUUACUAAUGCAUGUGUAUUUGCAGUUGCUUAACAAAAGUUUGUUUCACUAAAAAAUUUUGUCAUAAUGCUAAAAGGGCCUAUGAUUUACUACAAUGUUAAUCAAGCUGUUAUUUUAUGUCUCCUUAUACAAGUCUGUGAAUCGAAUUAUGCAUUGAACUGCUAAGUAAAACAGAAAGCCAUGUAUAGAAACAAAUGCAGAAACAUGUGUCAUGUCAAUUUAAACAUUUUUCAUGUGUGACAGAAUUUAAAAACAGCAAAUGGAAACUAACAUUACUGAGGCCGGUUCACACAUGAUGCGAAAGCUUCGCUUUUGUUGAAUUUGAGGACGUCAUAUUUGCUUUACUACGGUAAAAAGAGUAAGUCGGCCUUCGGGUUUUAACAUCCGGCAGUGGAGAAUUACAUCCGUCAUCUUCAAUCACACUAUGACGUCACACAAAAACGUUAAGAUCUUUAUUUAAAUAUAGCUAUGGCCUGAAUUAUAUAUGAAACCUUGACCGCUUUGAGGGCCUACAUGCGCAAGCCAUAUUCAUGCCAAUAUUCACGUUGAAACACUA